Messenger RNA from Xyrauchen texanus (razorback sucker), 4459 nucleotides. RefSeq names its product von Willebrand factor A domain-containing protein 5B2-like. The transcript is spliced from 22 exons. Lineage: Eukaryota; Metazoa; Chordata; Actinopteri; Cypriniformes; Catostomidae. The record is from RefSeq and is a predicted model, not a curated record. The coding region runs from base 33 to 4064 and encodes 1343 amino acids.
GGCCAAAAAUCAGGGAGCAGCACAUCAAGACAAUGCCAGGAUUAAAAAAUCGCACCACAUGGGCACCGCUGUUGCUGAAGACAUCGAGCAUCACUUCCUGUGCCAACGGCUGCUCUCUGGGCAUUACUGCUCAUCUAACAUAUGUGAAUACUGACCAUGAACCAGUGGAGGGUGUGUUUGUGUACCCUCUGAGCGAGAAAGAGGUCGUGGUGGGUUUUGAGGCAGUGGUAUCCGGCAGACUGGUCAGCGUGGAACUCCAGAGCCGUGGGAAGUUGGAAGACUGCUGUUUGGACUGCCUUCCAGGAUCAGCUCUGCAUACCCAGUGUGGCCACAGCAAGGAGUGGGGCUGCUGUGGAGGAACAGGUCUUGAGAUACAGUGCUCCAAUGGUCAUCUAUUGCUGGAUGAGGACCUGGAGAGGAACACCUUCAUUGUGAGCACAGGCCAGAUUGGACCUCUAGAAAUUGUGUCCAUUGUCAUCAGUACCACCCUUGAACUCCCUACCCUUGAAAAUGGUGCAAUCCGCCUGGUCUAUCCCACAGUGCUCACACCUAUAGUCAGAGCUCGGCUUCAACCAAGCAAAAGUGAAAAUGUGGGGAAAUCAGAGGAGAAUAGCCCAACUACGUGCUUUGGCAGUGUGUCAGGGAAGCAGGAGAGGGUGCUAGGAGUUGGGCUGCAGUGUGCUCAUGCUCUGCUCACCAGUUCUGCCAUGAACCUUUCGCCUUACCAGCUUAGCUUCCAGCUUCUGGUCAGAGGAGCCUGUCUGCUUGCCGGUCUGGAAAGCCCCACACAUGCUCUACGGGCGGAUGCUGACCCCAGUGCCCAGUCUGCUUCUGCAACCUACAUCACACUGGCAGAGGAGCAUCCAUGUGACCGACAUCUGGAGAUAAUCCUACACCUGAGCGAGCCUCAUAGCCCACUGGUCAUCCUGGAGAGGGGUCGGCUCACCUUUAGUGAAUAUGAGCAGCAGAUCCGUGCCCGUCGUGAUUUCAUUCGCUGUGCCCGUAAGGAGGCAGAACCUGAGAAGAGGCUGGACUUCGUGCGAAGGCGUUACCAUAAGGAUCUGCUCCUGAACCCUGUCCUGAUGCUUAAUUUCAGCCCAGACCUUCUAUCAGAACCAACAGAGCUGCAGCAGGCCAGCAGAGAGCUCAUCUUCCUCAUUGACAACAGCAACAACAUGACACAGCACAACAUAAACAAGAUCAAGGAGGGGAUGCUGGUUGCCAUUAAGAGUCUACCGACCCGUACAAUGCUAAACAUCUCCGGCAUCUGCUCUGCAGUCCGACCUCUGUUCAGUUCCAGCAAACCCUGCACAGAUAGCACAGUGAUUCAGGCAUUGGAGUAUGUCCAGAAGAUGCAUACAGACCAAGGUUGUGCUAACCUGUGGGGAGCGCUCUCCUGGAGCUAUCGGCAGCCCGUCCACCGUAGCUGCCCACGACAACUCUUUAUCCUAAUGAAUGGAACGCUGAACAUUGUAGGCCGUGUGUUAGAGUUGGUCAGAAGGAAUGCCUGUAACGUUAGGUGUUUCGGCCUGGGCCUUGGUCCACACGCAUGUCGGAGGCUACUGCAGGGUGUUGCCAAGGUUACAGGAGGCAGUGCAGAGUUUCUCAGUGAGGAAGAGAGGCUUCAGCCAAAGCUGAUUAAGUGUCUGAAGAAAGCUCUUGAACCUGUGCUGACGGAUGUACGGAUCGACUGGUAUGUGCCAGACAACGUGGAGGCCCAUCUCUCACCCAAUGAAAUACCUCCGCUCUACCCGGGCAACUGCCUGAUUGGCUACUGUACUCUAUAUGACGUGUCUGGAUUCAGGGUCCAAAAAAGUGAGGUGAGAGUGACGUCUCGCCCGUACAGAGGCCAGACACGUGGAUCGGCCGGGUCAGUUUUCGAGCUCUCUCCCUCCACUUCCGAGCUCCUUCAGCCACUGGUUCCCCCAGAGGAACGAGAGAAAGAGGCAGUGAAAGAGUGCGGAGUGGAUGGAGACUUUGAGGAUGUGCUGAGAGAAAUCUCUCGAGAAAUCUCUUCUGAGUUCCACUGCGCACAUGCUACAGAUAAUGCCGUCAGCCCUGGUGGCGAAACUGACUACAGCAGUAGUGAUGUGCGCUGGCGUAUUCAACAGGAUUCAUACAUUCAGGAACAGUAUAUGUUGACACGCUGUUCUCUGAGUAGUGAGAGGGCCUUCUCCACUGAUUCUCCCCAAGCCGAGUGCUCAAUGCUGGGCAUGGGUUCUCUGCCACAUGGCUUGGAGAGAAUAGAGCCUGCACAAGGCAGAGGCCUCUCACGUUGGGAAUCACCUUGGGCACAGAACGCCAUCUCUUCAGGGGAAACAGAUUCUGCAUCAGGGGAGGCUGGCAAGAUUUUAGACUGUGACGAGUCUCAUCACAGACAGAAGGCGCUGGCUCGAUCUGCUCUGGCUGGCCGAAGUUUCUCAUCUCCGCAGGGAGACAUGGACAUGCACCGCCUGAGAAGGGCGCUAGAGAGGGUCUCAUUUGAGCAGGCUGUGGGGGGGCGGCUUGUGGAGAGCGACACAGAAACUCACACCACUUCACAAGGAGCUCUGUCCCGUCCAAGUGUUACAGACUCCAAUGGCCUCCUAUUCCCCGCCUCCCCACUGGACUGGGACACCUUCACUGAUCCAGAAUGCUUGUUUUCAGCUGCUCCUCCAGGCGAGUCCCAGGCUCCAGGGGCCCAAUGUCGCUCAGUCAUCCAUGGCGUGCUGGGCGGAAGACCUGUGUCCUGGGAUGUCUGUGUGGAUCUGUCCCUUCUCUGGGCCCCUGAGAGCCCAGCAACCCUGCCAACCAGCACUGGGGUCUGGGAUGACAUCGUACAUCAACUGAUGGCUCGCUCUGUCAUCAGAGAUUUUGAAAACAUGGCAGAGAAAAAAACGGAUAUUGAAGUUGAGAGAGGUCCAUCAAAGCGGUACAGAAUGAAAGCUAUCCAGACCAGCAAAAGCUGUGGAAUCGUUUGUAUGUACACAAGCUUCACCACCAAAGACACCAAUGCGAGAAACCAACCUGAUAGCAAAGACACACGACACACAGGUGUGCGGUUUGGGACCAUACGUGGUUCACACUCUGCCAGCAUGAGGCAGAGGUUGUGCUCAGUGGGAUUUGGAUGCCGACCCUCCAGCAAAGGCAGUGAAAAGACAGAGGAUACACACACCUUGACAGACAGAGACGACACACCUGCUUCCCCCUGCAGCAUGACAUCCUUGGACAGCAGCACAGGAGGGAGUAUUAGUCCGUCAGCUGUGUCCUCUCGCUCUCAGCGCUCCAUGGAGAGCUUCUUCGGGUCCAGGUUCAAUCUGGGUAGACUAAAGGGCAGUAAUGGCUCAGGAAAACAGGCUCCUCUCAAACCUCACAUUCUCUCUGCAGAGACUGAUAGACACACUGUGACAGACACACCUGACUACCUGCCACUGGUGCGUCUUCAGUUGGCCUCAGGUGCAUUCUUGCUGUCGGAGUUGUACUCAGAGUGUAUCCAGAUUCCUUUGGAUCGUCUGAAAAGGACAUCCCCAUAUCUGAGCCACCGCAGCAGUCUGAGCCCCCCCUUCCGCUGUACCUCCCCACCUUCCUCUGCUUCAGCUUCAACAUUCUCAGCAAGAAACAGGCUUGAGGACCAAAUUACAGGCAAAGUGCUUCACACCAGCCUGCCCCACCACGAAGAACUGCUCUGGUCUGACCCCCAUAGCUCGGAGGAUGGGUCUCCAAAACUGGUGGUUGGAGUGCCACAGGCUGACAGUGGGCAGGGCUCCGAGGCUGACAUGUGUGAAGGGCCUCCACUGGAACCGGCAGAAGCUCGGGGAGAGGAACUGGCACAGAUGGACAUAAAGAGCUCGAGCUGGGCCACGGCGGUGGCUUUGGCCUGGUUGGAGCAUCGCUGCGCUGGGUUUUUUGUGGAGUGGGAACUGGUGGCGGCCAAGGCAGAUUUUUGGCUGAGGUGUCAAUCACUGCCUGAAGGCGUUGACCUGGCAGGGUUGAGGGCUGCAGCUAGGCAGCUUUUCCUGUUGUUACGCCACUGGGAUGAAAAUAUCAAACUGAACGUGCUCUGCUACAACCCCAAUAAUAUGUGAGGAAGACACACUCGCACCUUAAGCUGCUGUAAGGAAGUUUAGCUGCAUUUCUAACUUCUACCAGAUGUAAGGGGUGUUCACACAUACAGAAAUAAAAUCACUGGAGGAAGUCUCUGUGCGGUUGGGCACUUGUAGCCGUUCCAACUCAGCUGCAGUGUCCAAAGAUUAUUGAGUGGAUCACUGUCUGCACUCUCAUUAGUAGUCACUAUUAGCAUUUCUACUCAUUUGCAUAUGGUUGAGUUCUACUCAAAUUUGUUGUAUUGCCAAUGAAUGACUCAAGGUAUUUUUGUUGCCCCAGGUUGCUUUAUGUGUGAAUUCCCCAUUAGACCACCACUUACUUAGACUUAUACGUUUUCGUUAGAAAACGCAUACAUUUUUCUACAGUUAUGCCUCUC